Molecule: messenger RNA, 2202 nt
Organism: Amaranthus tricolor (Joseph's coat)
Lineage: Eukaryota; Viridiplantae; Streptophyta; Magnoliopsida; Caryophyllales; Amaranthaceae
Exons: 1
Coding region: 1-2202 (733 amino acids)
Molecular function (GO): nucleic acid binding; zinc ion binding
Source: RefSeq, a predicted model, not a curated record
AUGGCUAGUGAUUAUCUGAAUUGUGCUUUUGUUUUGGUCUCUGGAGAUAUUGUUGUGGAAAUCUUCUUGCAGGUUCUGAAUAUUAGUGGCCUUACCAUUGUCUUGUUUGUGAAGAACUUGGAAAACAUGGAUGUGGACGAGAAAAUAGAAACCCUUACCAAUUUACUCCAACAAUUAGCUGUUACAGUAGUCAAUAACAUGGGGAACCAAGGGGAUAGACCUCAACAGCACCCACAAAACCAUAGAAACAAUGAGGAUAAAACUUUGAAGAUUGACUUACCUAGUUUUGAUGGACACUCUCCAGACCCAGAGGUGUACCUGGAUUGGGAAGCUAAUAUGGAAAGAUACUUUGACUUUAAGGAAACCACACCUGAACAACAAUUUAAACUAGCUAAGAUUAAACUAACCAAGCUUGCUUCUACAUGGUUAGAAGGAGUGCAGAAGCAAAGAAGGAGGGAAGAUAGAGAAAGAAUCAGUACAUGGGAAAAACUGAGGAAACACUUAAGGAGGAAGUAUGUCCCACGCAAUUAUAGACAGCAGCUUUGCAUACAAUGGGGAACAUUAAGACAAGAAAAUAGGACUGUGUCUGAGUAUAUCCAAGAGUGGGAACGGUUAUCUGUUGUUUGUGACACCAAUGAGACUGAGGAGAUGAAGAUUGGGAAAUUCAUAGGUGGUCUAAGGGAAGAUUUGAGGAGAAAAGUAGAGUUGACCCCAAACCUUACCUUCAGCUUAGCUUGUAGCAAUACCCUUACCCUAGAGAAACACUCCAAGAAGAAACUAAACAUAGGCAGCACCUACAACAGACCAAUGAGGAAUUACAACCCAAGAAAUGUUGCAACACCAACACCCACUGUGACUCAGACCAAUGCACCAGAUAGAAUUCCACCAAUGACUAACACGACUAAGGACAAAAAUCCCAGGGACUUGAAAGGGGUUGUUUGCUUUAAGUGUCAUGGGCAUGGUCACCUUAAAAACGAGUGUCCCAAUGCUAGAGCCUUCACUGUGCAGGAGUGGGCAGAGAUUAGAGAAGUGGAUAGACCCAGGGCCAUGAUGGUUAGCAGGAAUGGGAAAGAGGAAUUAGUUUGGCCUUCAACAUCUACAGAAGAUCCUGAUGGUACAUACUUUGUUAAUGAUGAAGGAGUCUUGGAGACUUUUGAGGGAACUGAGGACAGUGAGGAAGAAGGAGACAGAGAGGAAGUCUACCCUGAACUAGAUAUGCAAAAUUUGUUAAUUAGAAGGAAUUUCCAUGCUACACCAAGGAUCAAACCCAAUGAUCAAAGAGAGAACAUCUUCCAAACAAAAUGUAAAAUUAAGAACAAAGUUUGUGACUUAAUCAUAGAUGGGGGGAGUAAAACCAAUUGUGUUAGCAAGGAUUUAGUUCAGACCUUGGACUUAGAAACUAAGCCACACCCACACCCUUAUAAGCUGAAAUGGCUGGAUAGCAAGGCCAGUGGGUUUGUGAAGAAGAGAUGCUUGAUACAGUUGGCUAAAGGGUCAUUCAAAGAUAAAGUGCUUUGUGAUGUGUUAGAUAUGACUGCCUGUCAUGUGCUCUUAGGUAGACCCUGGCAGCAUGACAAAAGGACCUUACACAAUGGUUACACUAAUGUUUACACCCUGAGGCAUGAGAGAAAACUUAAGGAUCUUAUGCCCUUGCCACCCCACAGAACCUUACCCCCAAGGCAAUCAGUAGGCAGUAACCCCACCUUACCUUCACAGAAACCAGUAGGCACCUUAAUUACACAGAGACCUGUAAGAAGUGUGUCCUUGAUAAACAGAAAGGUGAGUAUUAAGGAGAUUAGAAGAGAAGGACUAGCCUUUCUCUUAUUCAGUAAGGAAGUUAAACAGGAAGGUAGUCAGUCAGACCCUAGAAUCAUUAGCUUGUUGAAGCCAUUUGCUGAUGUCUUUCCUGCAGAACUACCAAAAGGGCUACCUCCAAUAAGGGGUAUUGAACAUCAAAUUGACCUAAUACCAGGAGCAGCAUUACCCAAUAGGCCUGCCUAUAGAACUAGUCCUGAGGAAACCAAGGAACUACAGAGACAAAUUCAGGAACUUAUGGAUAGAGGAUAUGUUAGAGAAAGCAUGAGUCCAUGUGUUGUACCCACCUUACUUGUUCCCAAAAAGGAUGGAACGUGGCGUAUGUGUGUUGACAGCAGGAGCAUGAAUAACAUCACCGUGGCGUAUGAGUCCAUGUCUGGUUUUUGA